UUGGUGAUUCAGUUUUCAAAGGAGGAGAAUAUAACAUUAGGAGGGGGGCAGUCUGCUGAGAUAUUAUUGGGGAGAGACACGAGGCCUAGCGGUGAAGCUCUUCUUGAAGCUGCAAAGCAGGGAAUUAAUGCUAUAAUUGGUGCUGUUGCAAUCGACAUGGGAAUCUUAACAACCCCACAACUCCAUUGGAUGGUUAGGAGUAGGAAUAAGGGAAUGAAGGCAUCUGAACCUGAUUACUUUAUGCAACUCUCAAGAUCUUUUAAGUGUCUAAUGGACUUGGUCCCUCAUGAAAAAAUAAAGGAUCGGAUGGAUGCAAAACUUGUUGUGGAUGGAGCCAAUGGUGUUGGUGGAGAGAAGCUUGAAGAAUUGAAGAAAAUGAUGUCAGGGUUGAAGAUUUAUGUGAGAAAUUCCGGUAAGAAAGGAGAAGGGAUACUUAACGAGAGAUGUGGUGCUGAUUAUGUGCAGAAGGAGAAAGUUGUUCCAUGUGGAUUUGGCCUUGGUGAUGUAGGAAUAAGGUGUGCUAGUUUGGAUGGUGAUGCUGACAGGCUUGUUUAUUUCUCUGUCUUAUCACAAACUAGCGGUAGCAUUGAUCUUGUCGAUGGAGAUAAGAUAUUAUCUCUCUUUGCUGUAUUCAUCAAGGAACAAUUAAGUAUUCUUAAUCAGAAGGAAAAUGAACUAUGCAAAGAAUUCCCAGCAAGACUUGGCAUUGUUCAGACAGCAUAUGCGAAUGGAGCAUCAACAGAUUACCUCAAGCAGCUGGGUCUGGAAGUAGUACUUGCUCCUACUGGUGUAAAAUAUCUGCAUAAGAAAGCUUUAGAGUAUGACAUUGGAAUAUAUUUUGAGGCAAAUGGGCACGGAACUAUUCUGUUCUCAGAAAAUUUUAUAUCUAGAUUGGAGGCUAUGAACAAUGAACUUGCCUCUGCAUCUGCAGGUACAGAGUGUCAUAAGGCUGCUCUUAGAUUGUUGGCAGUCAGUCAGUUGAUCAAUCAAGCGGUAGGAGAUGCUCUUAGUGGGUUGCUUUUGGUGGAGGCUGUGCUGCAAUAUAUGGGAUGGUCAAUCCAAAGGUGGAGUGAACUUUACAGUGACCUGCCCAGCAGACAGCUGAAAGUAA
Elaeis guineensis (African oil palm) is the source of this 1111-nucleotide messenger RNA. Lineage: Eukaryota; Viridiplantae; Streptophyta; Magnoliopsida; Arecales; Arecaceae. The record is from RefSeq and is a predicted model, not a curated record.